Spodoptera exigua (beet armyworm) is the source of this 1089-nucleotide messenger RNA. NCBI's taxonomy places the organism in Eukaryota, Metazoa, Arthropoda, Insecta, Lepidoptera, Noctuidae. The record is from the annotation of a GenBank genome assembly.
AUGACUUGCGUGAAUUCCACCUUUCUCUGGUGUCCGCUCGUGGCCCCGAUGGCCGCCUGCGGCCGCGGUUUGGGAGUCGCCUUGCGCAAACGCGUCCCACACGUGUGCAUCCGAAAGGCGCACUCAUCAUUCUUUGCACCGUUAGUUUUUCCUACUUCUCAGCAGAUGAAUGGUGUAAAUAGUACCUACCUUAGAAAUACUCAAAAGACUGAACGGGAUGACGUCAAGCAAACGAUGAAAAUCCCCCAGAGAUUUGCCCUCGCGACGACGCACGGCGUCGUUGCAGGCGAAUCAGCGGCUGCGCGGGCGGUGAUCGAGAGGCCCCGGCGGGUGCGCAGCGGCCGCCGCGCCCUCUGCGCCUUGAGCGCGCCCCGCACCCCCCGAGCCCGCGCACCACCCCCGCCCCGCCGUGUCGCCUCCCUCACACACGAGCGCGCAGGAAAAUUUUAUAAUAGGAAUGAGGGACGUUACAGACCGUCGGCCAACCGUGCGCGUACGCAGGGGGCGGCCACCCCGGCGCAAGGUCAUUCACCCGUGUCCCCCUCCCGCUCGCCCUCACAAUCACAGCCCUUUGUGAGUCUCGCUGAGGGCUACUCGGAGAGGGCAAGGACUCCAUUUCUUUGUUUUGAAAUGCCUUCUAAGUUAAGAGGGCUCGCUCACAGCGUCGGGCGGGGCGACAUCGAGUGGCAUUACGAGCAGCCAGCGCGAGCAGGCACGUCCCCGGCGCCGGCGCAGCGCCGCGCUCGCCGGCCGCUGGCGGCGCGCGCAGGGGUGGGCAGACCUCCGGUAACGGUGCCAAAACGCUUUAGACAUGUAAUAGAGAAGCACCAGUGUCCCAGCUGUCCACGCAAGGAUGCGCGGGCGACGCGCGUUUCUUUUAGAAAGUGGCACGUGUCGGGGUUGUUCACCCUACGCGAUCCGGGUCAGGCGCCGCGCCCCCCGCGCCCCGCACACCCGCGCUGCCCGCCCCCGCCGCGCCCGCACCAACCGGGUCAGCGGAUAAGACACUCCUCGGCGCGCCCACCAGCGCUAGCGCAGGACCACGCCGGCAAGACGCGCGGAACCGCGUGCGUGCGCAAAAAUAGAUAA